Lodderomyces theae is the source of this 990-nucleotide messenger RNA. RefSeq names its product Pho86p (gene PHO86). The transcript has a single exon. The record is from RefSeq and is a predicted model, not a curated record. NCBI's taxonomy places the organism in Eukaryota, Fungi, Ascomycota, Pichiomycetes, Serinales, Debaryomycetaceae. Bases 1 to 990 code for a protein of 329 amino acids.
AUGGUUACUCAAAGGGAUAUUGACUUGAACGCUCCUUUGGAUGCUAAUGCCCCAUCAAGUUUGAGCAAAUCGCCAUUGACUCCCGAAUUGACAAAAGCCGCAAUCACUUUACACGGGGACAGAUACAAGCAAUCGCAAGCUAACUUGACUCGGUUUGUGAUAUGGCAUCCCUAUUUUGUUGCAUUGUAUUCCAUGAUAUUCCCAACUGUGUUGGCGUAUUACUUGUGGGACUACAUCUCAAUAAGUGACAAUUUAGUUGAAAUGUACUUUAUCGUGUCUAGGAACAAGAGAGACUUCAUUUUCCACAUUAUUAAAGCUAUUCCGACAAUAGCUGGUAUUUUCGGUAUAUUUGGAUACAUUGCAUACAUAUUGGGGGACCAACUCGGAAGCAUAACUCAUCGAUACGUGGCUGAAAAGUAUUGUAAUUUCACUUUUGGAUUUGAUAUCAAAGAAUUUGCCCAAGACCCUAAAACCCCACUUUUGAAGAACGGAAAGAAUUCAGAAUUGAUCAUUUACAGAAAUCAACCAAUUGCUAUAGCCACACUCAAGCCAGAUUUGGAGCAGUCAACUCCAGAAAAUUUCAUUGUGGUUAUUACCGGUAUCCAUGUUAGAAAAGUUUUCAACACCGUUGAUUUUGAUCUGUUGUUGAUUGAAUGGGCCGUUUUGAGAUCAAGAGAGUUGUAUCAAGAGUUUUUGCUUAAAAAGGGCUCCAAAGUUAAAAAUGGAACUAUAUUUGUCACCACUGAUUCUUACUCGUUUGACAAACAGCAACAGACAACAUUGUCACGUUGUGGAUUCAAGUUACUUAGCUCAUCAUUGGAGUUGAACCCAUUUGAUCCUACUUCAAAAUCAUACGAAAGAAGUUUCAACAACUUCCUUGGUAUUGCUAGAAAUACUUUUGGACUUUUAUUGACCACAGAAAGGGAUGAUGUGGAAUUGCUCAAGGGAUCCGAUUUACUCGAAAAGGACCAAGUCAAGAAGAGGCAUUAA